Molecule: messenger RNA, 417 nt
Organism: Parascedosporium putredinis
Lineage: Eukaryota; Fungi; Ascomycota; Sordariomycetes; Microascales; Microascaceae
Source: the annotation of a GenBank genome assembly
AUGCCUCUCGCCGGAAGUUGCAUGUGCGGUGCGAUCAAGUACGAAAGCAGCAGCGACCCUGCCGUCACUGCUCUUUGCCACUGCACAGAUUGCCAAAAGUGGACUGGAGGCCCUUACACCUCCAACGCCGUAGUCCCCGCCGAUUCCUUCCAGGUCACUCAAGGAACCCCCACUCACUACGAUGUAACGGGCGCCUCCGGCAAGAACAACCGCCACUUCUUCUGCUCGACGUGCGGCUCCAGCCUGUAUACCAAGCUCGAUGUCAUGGAGGGCAUGGUCGUGAUCAAGGCCGGUGGACUGGACAACGGCGGUGCCGCUCUUGGAAACAAGAUCGCCGUGGAGUUUUACUGCAAGGACCGUGUUCCUUAUGCCGCGCCUGUGGAGGGUGCCAAGCAAGAGUCUCAUUUUGGCUCGUGA